AUGAGGCAGAAGAGGGAGAGGGGGCCUGAGGCCCAGGGUGGGCACCAGCCAGCCAUGGCUGCAGCUGAGACGGUCUUGCCUUCUAUCAACAUGCUUACCACCCUGGGCCCGUUCCUGGAUGCACAGGAAGACUUCCUUAAGUGGUGGCGCUCCGACGAGACACAGGACAUGGGCCCGGGUCCCCCAGAUCCCACGGAGCUGCCUCUUCACGUGAGCCUGAAGUCGGAGGACCCUCCAAGAGAGGACGAGGACGAUGAGAGGUACCCGACCUGUGCCUGGGAUCCAAAUGUUUUCCUCGCCAACUUCCCAGGUCCGAAGCUUCCUGGAGCGCCCGAGACCUGCGCUCCGGCGCCCUGUGAGGGUCCAGUGGCACAAUACCUGCCGCCGCCGGAGACUCUGGGCGCGUAUGUGGGUGGCCCGGGGUUGGUGGCUGGGCUUUUGGGUCCCGAGGAACAAGAGGCCUGGGCGCACCCAGCCCCGCGAGCCCCAGUCCCUGACCCCUUCGUGGCCCCAGCCCUGGCCCCGGCAUCCGAGCCCAAGGCGUUGCCAGUGCAGCCGUCGUACGCGGAGUCGGGGUUGGGGUCGGCUGGUGGCUACUAUCCGCGGACCGGGUUCCCGGUGCCCACGGCGCCGGGCACCUCCUACGGGCUGCUGUCGGGGUACCCCGCGCUGUAUCCCGCGCCGCAGUACCAAGGGCACUUCCAGCUCUUUCGUGGGCUGGCGACACCUUCGGCCGGCCCCGCCGCGCCCCCUUCCUUCCCGAAUUGUCUGGGCCCGGGUACAGUGGGCACGGGACUCGGAGGCGCUGCGAUCGCAGGAGAGCCAGGCCUGAUCCCAGAAGCCGCUGCGACUAAGCGCUGCCGAAGGCCCUGCUCUCGUAAGAGGCAGGCAGCGCACACGUGCGUGCACCCCGGCUGCGGCAAGAGCUACACCAAGAGCUCGCACCUAAAGGCGCACCUGCGCACGCACACCGGAGAGAAGCCUUAUGCCUGCUCCUGGGAUGGCUGUGGCUGGAGGUUCGCACGCUCGGACGAGCUAACGCGCCACUACCGGAAGCACACAGGACAACGCCCCUUCCAAUGCAGUCUCUGCCCACGUGCUUUUUCACGCUCUGACCACCUGGCCUUGCACAUGAAGCGACACCUUUGAGCCCCACUCCCGCACUCCGCACUCUGAUCACACCAGGGGCUGGGAAUGGAAUAAGAAUGGAUCCACCACAGGGUUGUUUUCUGAAGGAUGGGCCCUUGUUUGGACUCAUGGCCCCACACAUAUACCCCACAGAUCAAGAACUAACCCGUAGACCAACCCAAGGGGACAUUCGUGGAAAACCUCUCAUCCUCAGCCACAGGGAGCCACACAGACACAUCUAAUGGCUUCACAGACCAAGCAAGACAAAUCACCAAAUAAACUGACUCAGAUGGACCCUCAUACAAACUCAGGGGUGCCCUGGUGGCCAUGUGGGGUGAGGUUUCCUAGAGGCUAGAAGGGGACUUCACAUUGUUUCUGGAAGCUCCAUCCCCGACUGUGAAUGGUUAUGGGUCCUAUAAAAAUUCCCCUCCCAUAUAAAACCAGUGUUGGCC
Molecule: messenger RNA, 1580 nt
Organism: Nannospalax galili (Upper Galilee mountains blind mole rat)
Lineage: Eukaryota; Metazoa; Chordata; Mammalia; Rodentia; Spalacidae
Gene: Klf1
Product: Kruppel like factor 1
Exons: 3
Coding region: 1-1149 (382 amino acids)
Biological process (GO): regulation of transcription by RNA polymerase II
Molecular function (GO): DNA-binding transcription factor activity, RNA polymerase II-specific; RNA polymerase II cis-regulatory region sequence-specific DNA binding
Source: RefSeq, a predicted model, not a curated record